UUUAUCUAGAAGUACGCAAAGACAUGAUAUUGUCAGUUUAAUUGUACAUCUUACACUUACGUGAAAUGUGCACUAAGUACGUGUAUGUGUGGAAAAAUUUCGUCAGUUUUGGUAUAUGUUGACUUCAUGUAGCUCUUUUUAUGUGUUGAGAAAAAGAAAUGACUGAAGAAAGUGAUCGAAAUCCAUCACCACCUAAGGAACUUCUUGAGAGCAGUGACGAUCUUGUUCCAGAUAAGAUUGGGGAAUCAGUGUUUAGCAAGCACUGGGUCUUUCAGUGUUUAAUACAUGUUAUUCAGGCUGUGGAAAAAGAGGAUGAAAAGCCAGAACCAAGUGGUGAGAAAGAACAAAAUGAGACAGAUAAUUCUGGUGAAGAAGAAGGAGAUAAGGCAGAAGUUCUUGAGCUAAAUAAAGAACUUGAAGAAGAGCUCUGCACCUUAUGGGAUAUGUCAGCAAAUAAUUGUUUGUAUGCUUCUGGGAAGCAUGGGCUCACUCAGGUGGCUGUUUCUGAAGCAUUACACUGCUGUUCAUUCCAUCAGUUUAUACCCAAGUUGUGCUGUGAACUUGUAACCAUUGUAUAG
Limulus polyphemus (Atlantic horseshoe crab) is the source of this 578-nucleotide messenger RNA. Its product is annotated as protein saal1-like. Bases 159 to 578 code for a protein of 139 amino acids. Lineage: Eukaryota; Metazoa; Arthropoda; Merostomata; Xiphosura; Limulidae. The transcript has 5 exons. The record is from RefSeq and is a predicted model, not a curated record.